Molecule: messenger RNA, 2868 nt
Organism: Leishmania mexicana MHOM/GT/2001/U1103
Lineage: Eukaryota; Euglenozoa; Kinetoplastea; Trypanosomatida; Trypanosomatidae
Exons: 1
Coding region: 1-2868 (955 amino acids)
Source: RefSeq, a predicted model, not a curated record
AUGUACGUGAGACAGCAGCAUGCGCAGGAGGAAGAAGCGUUAAGCGUGCAUCUUCUGGAUGACGCGAACCAGCUUGCCCAGCUGGGACAGUACCUUCCGGCGCACAUCUUCGGCAUAGUUCUGCCUCUCGUGGGCGAUGAGAUUGCAAGCGGUGCGGCGGAGCUGAACGCGCAGGCGGAAGGUACGCGCCAGCUUCUCCUGCAAUCGGCGGUGCUGCGGCGGUCGACCGUGUUGGCGCCACUGUUGAAGCAGCAGCUUGUCACGCGGGCCAUCCAGCUUCAACGACGCCGCGCACAGCUGGUGCAGCAGCUCCAGCGCCAGAUUCGACACUGGCGCUCGGCCCCACCAGGAGCCGGCGCGGCUUCGGCUUCCAGGGGCGAUGGGCCCUACCGACGCGGUGGCACACUGAGUGGGUCAACAGCGCCGACCCCUGCGCACACUGGCGAGGGGGCACUGCGCGAGACGUGGGCCACGCUGCGGGAGGCGUUUCGCUUUGAGGAGGGCAAGGCACACCUCGUGCAGGCCCCACUGUGCCCGUCCGCUGCCGCGUUACGCGCGCUUCUGGCCGAGGUGGUGGCGGGGGGCCAGAGCGGGCUGCACCGACGUGUUGUGGAGCAGGUGGCCGGUGCAAGCCCGCAUCACGGCCAGAGCCCCACCACAGCCUCCCCCUCCACCGGAGCUCUCGGGAGCUGUACCAAGGGCGACCGUGAUGCGGACGUGGGCGGCAGCGGCGGCAGUGCCGAGGACGCAAUUGAAGCUGCGCUGCAGCUCCUCCUCCGCUACACAAGGCAGACACGGACGGGGGAACCGCGGGCCGAUCGCACUGCAGCACGUGGAAGAGCGCCGCGGUCUGGGGCAUCGUUGCCAACGCCUGCUUCAUCGGGGCCUCUCGCCAGAGCCACCGCCUUCCACGCCUCUGAGGUCGAUGGCCGCCUACAAGCAGCAGAUCUGACCGGCGUGUGUAACGUGGACGUGUGCUCGGACGACGCGGAGGAGGACGUCUUUGAGAGCAGUCCAAUUCGCCAGCAUCAGAGCGCCGCCACAAGCGCUGGUGCAGCACCAGCUAGCGGUGCCGCUUCUCGGACAGCACAAACGACCUCUGCCGCAGGGGCGACACCUGAGCAAGCUUCCAUGUGGCUCCGCGUCCCUGGCAUUCUACCCCUCGGCCAGUACUGCGCGGAGCUACCGUGGGUAGCCGACCUCGCCGACCAGCGGUACACCGAAGCACGGGAGCACAAGAAGCACGGCAACGGCGGCGCUGGUGAGGUGGGCUACAUCAGUCGCCAUGUGCAGCCAGGGGAACAGGACAGCGGCGAGGGUGUGGAAGGUAGGGAGGCGCGCUACGAAGCUGGCUACAUCGCCCCCACACCUGCCGCCCUGCAGAUGAUGCCACCACUUGGCUACCUAUUUGCCCCUGCGUUGGUAGGCGGCUCUGUUGGUAGCGCCUGCAGCAGCGGCGAGUCCGUCGUUGGGCGUGCCAUGCGCCAUGCCGCUGGUGGUGCUGCAGGUGCCCCGCGCGCGGCGCCUACCGACUUCCACACAGACCGCGAAGGGGCCUCCUCUGCACCAGAGGAGGAGCGCUCGUGGCUGGCGCGUGUAGUGGUCAAGUGCGUCUCCGCUGCCGUAGAUGCGGCAUGGCAGGGUGUGGAGGAGACUGUGGUGGCGCCUUUCUGCGCUCAGCGGCGCCGUGGCUUCUCAUCCGGGGUGCUCCCGGCUAAGGUUACGCUUGCUGCUGCAGAUGCGGGUGCUUCGGCAAGGGGCGGAGAGGGUACAGACGAGGAGGAGGAGGAGGUGAUAACGCAGUUCAUGGAGGUACUGCGCGUGCGCUACGCUGUGGAGCUGGCGGCUCAGGUCUUGGCGGCACGCCACGCUACGGAGCUGCUGCUGGACAGCGAAGACAGCGUGAUCUUUGCCGAAAGGCGCCUCGUCUCACUCGUGGUUGGCGGCGGUGAUUUUGCAGCCGCGGCGUGCAGCGAGAGCCGUGCCACGGCGGCGGCUCAGCGAGCGUCACCGUCUCCAGCGCCGGUGCUCACCUGCACGGUUCUCAGCCUUCCAGGGGUGAAGGAAAUCUUCUACGUGAUGGCGUACUGCACGGGGGCCGCUCUGCUGUGUGACGUGGCCGCCGUAACAGCGGCUUCCGGCUACGAUGUCGGCGGCCGACGGGGAGGUGCAGGUGCGCGGCAGCGACAAGAGUACCUGAUGGUGGAUGUGGACGCAGAGGAGAACGAGGAGGGAGAUCAGCAGGAGGAAGGGCGCCUGGUGGAACACGACAAGCGCAUGACUGAUGGCCCUCGACGCGCCCCCUCUCCCUUCACUGCACAGCGUGCAGACCUUGCCAACGAAGAGGAUCCUGUUGCCCGGCGGCAAGCGUCUCUGCAGGCGUGGGCUACGCUCUUCGAGGCCGAGUACCUGAGAGGUUGCCACAACACUGCCGCCUUCGCGGAUGCCCCUUGGUCUGCCGGUCCGGCGUCGGUGUAUUCGUCUUGGUCGCUGGCCCCUUACUACCGUCUGUGGCUGUACAUGUGGGAGUACGUGCUGACUGUGGAAGCACCUGCACCCUCAUUGCCCAAUCCUCUGCCCAGCGGCGGCGCUGGUCUCGCUCAGCUUCCCGUUGCAUUGCGCACGGCGCGGCGCUGGAUAGAAACGGUGAUCCACGCGUCUGUGAUGCAUGGCUGCGCCGAGGCGGGGCUGCUGGUGAGCAGUGCCACGCCGGCGAACCUCGCAUAUGAACCCACGGCGUGGCUGCAGGCGCACCUAUCCGCGGAGCAGACGGAGCGACUCAUCAAGGUGACAAUGGUGCAAGCGCGUCACGCGCUCUUGCAGGUGUCCGGGGCUGGUGGAGGGGCAGGGGCAGCCCCAUCGCACUGA